AUGUCUUUGUCUGAAGACACGGUUUCAUUGAAUGGAUUGAUUCAAAAGUUUUAUUUAUUACAAGAGGAAAGAGCGCACACUUACAGACUCUUCGAAGAGGGUCAUAAGAUAUACAUCGCGUCGGCACCCAAUUAUAAUUUCCUGAAAUUCCGACAAUUGGUGAAUGAAGUGACCCAAGAAUUCAAGCGAAUAUCGGUGGCCAUCAUAUCGAUUGAGAAACAGUUGCGUUUCAAUGGAUUCGCCAAAAUUGCAGACAUUGUGACCAAAUUGCAGGAAUCGGAGAAAAACAAACUCGAGUUAAGCGCUAAACUUCAGAUCGCGAAACAACAGGCCAUCGAUGGCGCAGAUUUGGCCGACAACUGGAAUCAAGUGGUUGUCAUCAAACAAAAAGUGAGAGAUGUUAUCGAUUCGGUUAACGAACAGAUCCUAGAGUUGCGACAAGAAGUGCAAGACGUGGACAAUAAAUACGAAUGACAUAUCAGACACAAACCGCUAGACAUUAACUAAUUAGGAAUUAUCCCUUUUUUAUUAUCAAAAACAAUGAAUCUGACAUUUAUUUCAAUUAAAAAUUAAUUUUUAUACUUUC
Messenger RNA from Medioppia subpectinata, 586 nucleotides. NCBI's taxonomy places the organism in Eukaryota, Metazoa, Arthropoda, Arachnida, Sarcoptiformes, Oppiidae. The record is from the annotation of a GenBank genome assembly.